AUGACAACGACCCUCACUCAGACCGUCCUGGUCUCCCCUGGCGGGACUGAACAUCUCUCAGAGACUAGCCUUCCAAUAACACUGCUGGGCGAUUCUUCGAGUGAUUUCCAAGAGUGUGAUCCACUGCCUCCUAAAUCAUCCCGCCUUCAGAAGGUGGUUGUGACGAUCCAAUUGUCCGGUGUGACCUUCACUUCAAGCCUGAUCAAUGGACUUGUCAUUGUUGGACUGCCUGCCAUCACGGAAGAUCUUCAACUCCCAUCUUCCCUGGCUUUCUGGCCCGCCUCUGUAUCUGGCCUUGCCACGGCAUCCACCUUGCUUAUUGCUGGAUCCGUCGCCGACGUCCUCGGCCCCCGCUGGGUUGACUUGGUAGGAUGCUUCACUAGUGGAGCACUUAUGAUCGGAUCUGGGGCUGCUCGGAAGGGUACCGAGCUAGUCGCCAUGCGAGCACUUCAAGGAGUGGGCCUUGCACUUCAUCUCGCCUCUUCUGUCGCCAUCAUCACACAGAUUAUGCCCAAAGGACGAGGUCGCAACUUGGCCUUUUCAUGCCUCGGACUCAGCCAACCACUUGGGUUCUCUGUUGGCCUUGUGCUAGGUGGGAUUUUCGUCGAUACCAUCGGUUGGAGGGCUGGAUGGUUCCUCUCCGGUGGUUUGACCUUGUUACUUGCUGUCAUUGGUGUGUGGGCUCUUCCCCGGAGCCACCAGAACCGAAGACUCGAAGACAUUCUACAUGAGGUCAAGACGAAGAUUGACUGGGUUGGGGCUAUCCUUGCAUCAUCCUUCAUGACUCUUCUUUGUUACCUACUGGCUAUCUUGAGUGCAGAUGUUUCCCGGAUCAAUGAGCCGUUCAGUAUUGUCCUCUUGUCCCUUAGCCCAAUUGCCCUUCUCUGCUUUAUUGGCUGGAUGCAUCAUCGUGUGAAGAAGGGAAAACCAGCCUUGAUCCCCAACUCGCUUUGGAUCAACGCAACUUUCUCAAGCAUCUGUGCCACAAUCGCCCUAUCAUUUGCCGUCCUAAACUCCAUGGAGUUGUUUUGCAGUUUGUUUUUUCAAGAAAUCCAGGAACUGCCAGCAAUUCAAGCUUCGAUCCGUAUCUUGCCCUGCACUUUGGUGGGUGCACUUGUCAAUCUGAUUAUGGGCUUCUUUGUACACAAAGUCCCUGCCAUCUGGAUUGUCACGGUUACCUCAGUUCUCUGUGCUGUGUCUCCCCUCCUCAUGGCGGUCAUUCAGCCGUCGUGGCCAUAUUGGGGAAACGCAUUUGUUGCCCAGUUGCUCCAGCCUGUCAGUUGUGAUGCUCUCUUCACUGUCGGAUUGAUCGUCAUCACGGACGUGUUCCCAGAGGAUACCCAGGCCCUAGCAGGAGCUGUGUUUAACACUGCUGCACAGUUUGGCAGUGCUCUUGGUCUUGCCAUUCUACAGGUCAUUUCUACCCUGGUCACGAAAGAGCAAAAGGGGAUGGAAGAGAUUCCUGCACUCAUGGAGGGAUAUAGAGCCAGUUUUUGGACCAUGUUUGGUUUUAUGAUAUUAUGUACGGUGAUUGGCGUACUGGGAUUAAGAAGGACUGGAAAGAUCGGUCUCAAGAGGGAUUAA
This is a messenger RNA of Ilyonectria robusta, 1584 nucleotides long. Its product is annotated as major facilitator superfamily domain-containing protein. Gene Ontology annotation, molecular function: transmembrane transporter activity. Gene Ontology annotation, cellular component: membrane. Gene Ontology annotation, biological process: transmembrane transport. The record is from RefSeq and is a predicted model, not a curated record. The coding region runs from base 1 to 1584 and encodes 527 amino acids. NCBI's taxonomy places the organism in Eukaryota, Fungi, Ascomycota, Sordariomycetes, Hypocreales, Nectriaceae. The transcript has 3 exons.